Molecule: messenger RNA, 768 nt
Organism: Drosophila pseudoobscura
Lineage: Eukaryota; Metazoa; Arthropoda; Insecta; Diptera; Drosophilidae
Gene: GstT1
Product: Glutathione S transferase T1
Exons: 4
Coding region: 66-752 (228 amino acids)
Biological process (GO): glutathione metabolic process
Cellular component (GO): cytoplasm
Molecular function (GO): glutathione transferase activity
Source: RefSeq, a predicted model, not a curated record
CGUUCGUUCAGCUUUCCAAAAAUAAUUUGCCCGAUUUUCGUGCCCUCGCCAAUAAUUGUAUUAAAAUGUCCAAGUCAAUUAAGUAUUAUUAUGAUUUCUUGUCGCAGCCAUCCCGGGCGUUAUGGAUUGGAAUGAAAUUGGGCAAGACCCCAUUUGAGGGCUGUCCGGUGGCCCUUCGAAAACGCGAGCAAUUGACGGACGAGUACAAGAAGAUCAAUCGUUUCCAGAAGGUUCCAGCUAUUGUAGAUGGCAAAUUUCAGUUGGCCGAAAGUGUGGCGAUUGUGCGCUAUCUAUCAGACAAAGGUCAAUUCAGCGAGCAGCUCUAUCCCAAGUCUUUGGAGGGACGUGCCCGCGUCGAUGAGUUUCUGGAGUGGCAGCAUUUGAGCAUUCGACUGGCCUGCGGACUCUUCUUUCGGAAUGCGUGGCUAUAUCCCGUAAACGGUAUUGCCCCAAUGCCAAAGACCGAGCAGAUUCAAAAGAUGACUAAGGAAGUGGAAGCCAAUUUGGGUCUCUUGGAGCGUCUGUGGCUGGAGAAGGACUUUCUAAUUGGGGAUCAGCUGACUGUGGCCGAUCUUUUCGGUGCUUCCGAAAUAAAUCAAAUUAAGCUCUGUCAGUACAAUGUAAGCGCGAAACAAUUUCCCAAGGUAGUCAAGUGGCUGGAACGUGUGCGAGAAUCCUCUAAUCCCUACUUCGAUGAGGCCCACAAUUUUGUGUACCAAAAGAGCAAGCAGGCAGUCAGUGCCAAGGUAUAAAAUUCUGCGAAUCGUA